AGGAUUGGUGUUGCAUGCUGUGGGUGUUUUUAGAGCGUCGACGUCUUCUUCUCGAUAACUCUCGACUUUUUUUUGGCGUUCUCUUUCCCUUGUAUGGUCGCUUGCAAAGUUAGAGCAUAGGCCUCUUGUCUAACGUAGGUUGCAACCAGAUUUUAGCUGAGGUUGAGUCAUCCACGUCUUCUCUACGAAGGCGCUUUCAUGAAAAAAAAAUUCAUUUGUUGACUCGAAGUAGGUGGAUUGAGGAAAAUCUGACGCUCGUUUCCCACUCCGAUUGAUCGCCUGAAAUAAUACAGCUGUCUUUUUGGUGACUGGCAGAGACGUUCCAUGUUCUUAUAGUAUAGCUAGUAAUGAUAGAAAAUUCCAGGAGUCGUGCAUGUAGUUGGCGAACCAGGACCAAUUCACGGGAGCCCUUCCGUGUUGUCUGUGCUUGUGAAAGUUGCAUGGAGAGUCGCAUCUCUAGGUUUUGAAGGUCCUUGAGGUCUGCUGAUAGUUAUAGGCUGCCUCUGUGCACGUAUCUACUUGCAUGAUGGUAGCUUUUGAGAGGUUUUUGUUGAGAGGUUGGCUGUAGAGCUCGGUGCAGUUUUGCAGGCUUCGAAAUAGCUGACAUCGUCUUACCAGGUCGCUUGCAGCGGAUUCUCAGAAGUGGAAGGUUAAGGUUCUGAUGUUUCCUCCAAUUUCGAGUGGAAGUAUAAGACCUACCUUUGGUAUAGUAGCACUCUAUCAUCUGGAAAGGAUCACGCUGGGACCGGAUUAUCACAGGAACAGGGGGGAAGUGUUAUUCACAGAGCCAUGAGUUCGUUUCCUAAGCAGAGAGUGGCAAUUAUCACUUUCGUUUACUGCUUUGCGGUUGCUAUAAUUUGUGGCACGUGGUCCCCCGAUGGCAACUUCGGUCGGUCAAGCGGGUUUGCGCUAGAAUUACAGCCCGUUUUGGGAGAACCAGAAGAUGGAUCGUCAAUUUCAUCUUCCUACGGAGCUUUGACGGUGGGUGCACGGAAGCUGACUGAAGCCAAAGCUGAAACUGAUCCAUCUGAGGAGAAGAAAGUGUCAUCGGAUUCGAUCUUCUCGCUGGAAAUUACGGAAGAUGAUCAUGUUGUGCUUGACCUCCGAAGCACCCUCCCUAGGCUUUACCACUCUCCUGAAUUCUUUGCCAUGAACUACAAUGAUAUGGCCAAAAAUCUGCGCAUCUAUCUUUACCCAGCCUCACAGAACUACAACUUCACUCAGUACGAGUAUGGGAUGAAUCCCUCCGAGAUGGUUUCAGAACUCGGGGUAGAAACCAGCAGCACUACAGAUACCUUCUUCAAUUUGCUCGUCGAGAGCAAACGUUUCGUCACUGACGACGCCGACGGCGCUCAUUUGUAUUUCCUGCCAAUCUCAAUCGACCGCGUCUGGGCCGCUGUUGGCCCUGCUAAGGUCGGUGAACAUCUUCGCCACUACUUGCAAUGGUUGAGGAACACGUACAAAUUGUGGGACCUGUCACUGGGAGCAGAUCAUUUCUACUUCUCAAGCCACGCAUACGAUCCCAUCAACCAUCGCAACAACCUAGAGCUCACGAAGAACGCCAUCCAGGUCGCGAGCUCACCGCUCCGUCGUAAUCAAAACUUUUUCCCCCACAAGGACAUCUCACUGCCUUCCUACAAAUCCCAGCACAUAGCAGAAGUGCAAAAUUUGGUGGGAGCGAGCCAAAGACCGAAGUUAGUUUUCGUCAGCAGCCCUCCGGAAGACAUCGACCCCAUCGUCGCAUCCGUGAUUCAAAAGUGGACCUCCGACUCCGACUUCCACGUCGAAUCUGCAGACCAGCCAUCUCCCCCAUUCGAAAAGCUACUCUCCAGCCGGUUCUGCGUGAGUGUUUCCCCGCAAGCAAUGCUCAACGUUGUGGACUCCCUACGACUCGGCUGCGUGCCCGUCCUGAUCGCGGACUCCAUCAUCUACGAUCUCCCAUUCCAAGACGUCCUCAACUGGAAAGAAUUCUCGGUGGUGCUUGGCGUCAAGGAGUCUCCCAACUUGAAGACUCUUUUGAGCAGUAUUUCAACCGAUGAAUAUCGCAAAAUGCAGUACCUCGGCCACCAAGCCAGCAAGCACAUGGAGUGGAAUGAUCCUCCAAAACCGUGGGAUGCUUUCCACAUGACUCUGCAUGAGCUUUGGGUUCGGCGACACAGCAUCAAGUACGCACGCCGCAACGAAGAUUCACCGUCGCAACCCCAACGGUAAUCUGUCUCCGAACUACUGACAGAUCCUUGGCUGUCUUGAUUGAACUACUAUUAUUUACAGUCAUAGUGAUAGACACGUAAUACAUUCAAUUCGGUAACCUCCACAUAAGAUCAUGGAAGUGUAUAUAGAAAUGACACAAUUGUUAAAGACGAUAGUCGGUUAAAAGUAGAAGGUAUAAACACAUGUGUACAAUAGACACAUCCCCACUUUGAAGUUCCGUUCCAAUAAAUUCCAGAGGAAGAUGCUUUGAGGUAA
Molecule: messenger RNA, 2466 nt
Organism: Physcomitrium patens
Lineage: Eukaryota; Viridiplantae; Streptophyta; Bryopsida; Funariales; Funariaceae
Product: putative glycosyltransferase At5g03795
Molecular function (GO): glycosyltransferase activity
Source: RefSeq, a predicted model, not a curated record